Messenger RNA from Caenorhabditis elegans, 868 nucleotides. RefSeq names its product T20D4.11-like domain-containing protein (gene ZK105.6). The transcript is spliced from 3 exons. The record is from RefSeq and is marked reviewed. Lineage: Eukaryota; Metazoa; Nematoda; Chromadorea; Rhabditida; Rhabditidae. The coding region runs from base 21 to 845 and encodes 274 amino acids.
UUUAAUACUGACCUACAGACAUGACAAAUUUGUUCCGCAAUUUAGCAAUAUUUUUUACUUUUUUCAAUUUUGUGUUUUCGGCCCCAUUUUCAGCCAAGGGAGAUGUGUCGACUUGUCUUAAAAUAUUCUACAUCGCUGCUUAUGAUGAUGAUAACUUCGAGUGUGUAAAAGAAUUUGAUUUUUUCUCGAAUAAUAUGACAACUCAAAAAAGUGCAUUCACAGCUGGAAAAUCCUGUUUUUUUCAAAUCGUGAAAGAACAAUGCAGUACACCAGAUUACACUUUAAUUUCUUCGAAUUAUGACACCUUCGUGCAGGAGUUCACCACACCGCCGAAGGAUGACUCAAAUUGUUCGGAUACUUACUACAUGUAUAACCAAGCAAAAUGUGAAGCUAUGAUGUCGGAUGUUGCACAAAAAACGUUAAAAAUCUCCAAAGUUGAUACGAAAAUUAAUGAUACAAGGAUUUUGAAGUUGGUUGAGCAAUGCAAAAAUGUACAGACGUGCAUGAACUCAACCUGCAACGCUCCCGAUCUUGAUCGCAGAAUGGCAGAUGAUAUGUGUGAAGCAAUUGAAAUGAAGAACUCACCUUUCAUGGCUUGUCAGUUCAAAAUUCACAAAGAACGUCCAGAUUUAUCCAAGUAUACUUGUACGGACAGCAUCGGUUCUGAGAAUGAAAACAUUUCUGUUCAAAUUGAAGCUUUUACCACAAAAAAAGACUGCACAAAAUCAAUAAUGGAGGGGAUUUGUGGAAAAUCGGCAGUGGAGAAUUUCGAUCAAUACGCACAAAUUUCAGUAAAGAACUUGAAUAAAAUGGCAAGUUUCAUGAUGCAACUUCGAGUUCAAUAAACAAAUAAAUAUUGAUUUUAUCC